CAUGGUAUUGAAGAUAUGAGAAACUUUAUUUGAGAUCUUAGGUACACGGUAAGGUGAUCAGUCUUGACCGUGACACAGGCGAGUAACGACUAAAGCCUAUCACACAAUGGGAAAGCACAGGGAAUAGGAAUAGGGAAUAACACAGGCAACAGAAAUAACUAAAUUCCAACUUACCAGAAACCGUGCAUCGACGCACAAUGGAAUAUGGAAUAGGCAAUAGGAACAGAAUAUCCGACGCGUUGGAUUUCUAUUCCCUAUUCCCUGUGCCUGACCAAUCACAGUCGAGACUCUGGGACAGGCAAGUGGUUUGAAGAACUUUGCAGGUUAUAAUUUUCGUAAAUACUUUUGAAGUGCAAACGCUAUGUCAGCGAUGUAUAAUCACGAAUAUUGCAAAUUGAACAAAAAAUUCAACACAUCGAUAGAGGCUGACAACAUAGAAGAAGACGAGAUAGCUAAUAUUGAUAUAGAAUGUAUGCAAAGUGAAAAAGUAGGCGAUGAAUUGUUAAUAGAUCUUGUGAGAUCUCGCCCAUUUCUAUAUGACAAAAGUUUGCAAGAAUAUCGUGAUCCGAGCAUGAAGGAAAAUGCAUGGGCAGAGAUCUCUUCUGUCAUAAAUAUGUCAGGUAAAUAUGUGUAUAUGUAUACAUAUAUAUAUGUAUGUAUGUAUGUGUAAGACUUCUCUACUAAAAUUUCCUGUUGCUUAUAUCUAAUUCUAUUUUUGUAUAAAUGUUUAUUGUAGCAUCAGAGUGUCAAACACGUUGGGUUCGUCUUCGCCAACGUUUUAGUAAAGAAAGACAGCAGCGAGAGCUGGAAACAAGAAGCGGAGCAGGCAAACCCACGAGGCAAAAAUGGUUUCUAUUUGAUAACCUAAAUUUUUUGAGCCGAUUUGUCUUUCAGAGAAAAAGUCUUAGUAAUGUCGGUACAAAAGUCAAUAUGAAUCAAAAUUAUGUUCAAAACCAAUGUUACCAGGAUGACAUCAACGUUACGCCAGCGGCAUCGAUGGUUUUGCAAGCACCAGUAUGUUCGCCGUUACAGCAAUCCACUCCUUCGCCAUUACAGCAAUUAACUACUUCGCAGUUACAACAACCACCUUCGCCGAUGUUAAGAUCAAUUCCUUCACCGUUGCAACACUCAAAUCCGCCGAUACUAAGAUCAACUCCUUCGCCGUUAGAACAACCACUUUCGCCGAUGCAAAGGUCGGUAAAAGUGCCGAAUAGGGGACCCAGCUCCUACGACCUUGACCUUCAAGGUCAAGG
Molecule: messenger RNA, 1253 nt
Organism: Vollenhovia emeryi
Lineage: Eukaryota; Metazoa; Arthropoda; Insecta; Hymenoptera; Formicidae
Exons: 3
Source: RefSeq, a predicted model, not a curated record